AUGGCGCUCGAGCAGCUGCGUCAAGCGGAGUCCUUCAAAGAAGAGGGCAACCACCAGCACCGCGAAGGUAACUACCGAAAGGCCCUGGGCUGCUACCACAAGGUCUUUUGCUUCGUCAACGGCCUGGUGGCGCCGCAGAACCAGGAUGUGGCCAAGCCCGCGGAGAAUCACAUCCCCGCAGAGAAGGUGGAAGAGGUGAAGCGCUUGAAGCAGACCACUCGCCUGAACAUGGCGGCAUGCUACCUGAAGCUGGGGGAGAACCAAAAGUGCGUGGAUGCCUGCACCGCAGCGCUGGACUUUGGUCCUCACGCCAAGGCCUACUUCCGGCGGGCGCAGGCCUAUGUGGAGCUGAGGAAUUUCAGCGACGCCGGGGCGGACCUGGACCGCGCCGGGGCGCUGGAGCCCAAGGACCAGGCCAUCCAGCAGCAGAUCCACCAGGUGCGGCGCAGCAUGCGCCGGGGCGACGCCGAGAAAGCCUUCGGAGGCAUCUUUGAGGCUCCGGCUGGCGAGGCCCAGGCAAAGGAGGAGAAAGCAGUGGAAAAGAAGGAGGAGACGGAGGAGGAGAAGGAGGAGAAAGUGGAGGAAAAGAAGGAGGAGGCCAAGCAGCCGCAGGAGAAGAAGGAUGAGAAGGAGGAGAAGGAGGAGGAGGCUCCCAUCGAUCCGCUUCUGGUGCCGGACGAGGCGAAGAAGUUUGAGACCCAGGUCCGGGAGCUAAGCUAUGCCUGGCAGCAGACGGACGAGGAGGUGAAGGUCUACAUCCCCUUCGACCAGUCCGAGGAGUUGAGCAACCUCCAGGAGUCUCAGGCCGUGGUGCGCUGA
Molecule: messenger RNA, 819 nt
Organism: Effrenium voratum
Lineage: Eukaryota; Dinophyceae; Suessiales; Symbiodiniaceae
Source: the annotation of a GenBank genome assembly